GAGAACACGAACUUGGACCUGACCAUGGUAGAUCUGAAGUUGAUCUAGUACGCACUGAUAUGAAGAGACGGGGUAAAGAUACUGAAGAAGUCACCAGGAAUAUCGUAAUUCCCGAGAAGCAUGAUCAGCUAUACACCAUACAUGCUCUUCAGCAUGAUGUCAACUAUCCAUGUGUUUACGCGCUUCUGCCAAAACGGAGAGAGAUCACAGACAUUUGCUGGAGCAUAGGACGAAGAGCUGCACUCUGGUUUCCCAUUCCAUCAUUGAACCAAUAUCACAGUGUUCUAGAUGACCAACCAAGAAGCAACAACAUAUUGGAGGGGUGGCAUCAAGAUUUCAAUCAUGCUGUUGGAAUUACCCGUCUGUCAACUGUGCGCCUUGCUCAGAAGCUGCAGAAAGAGCAACAUUUGUUUAAAAAUGGGAAAAUUAAACAAGGAGAACUCGAUGAAGAAUGCAAUUCGGGUCUUGGAACAGAGGCUUGCUUGGAUUCCAACUCAGAAUGUGUUAGCGAAAAUCCAGGGACUGAUCCAGAAAAAUGCAAGUGCAAGAAUACACAUGUGAACGAUGGAGGAACGUGCAGGAAGCCAGUCGAUGGGCAAUGCAUGGAUGCGGCAGAAUGUGUGAGUAAUGCCAAUUGCACGGACACAGAAGGAGCAAAAACAUGCACGUGCAAUACAAACUAUGCUGACCUGGACGGCCUGUGCAUUAAACAAGGAGCAAUCGAUGAAGAAUGCAAUUCGGGUCUUGGAACAGAGGCUUGCUUGGAUUCCAACUCAGAAUGUGUUAGCACAAAUCCAGGGACUGAUCCAGAAAAAUGCAAGUGCAAGAAUACACAUGUGAACGAUGGAGGAACGUGC
Molecule: messenger RNA, 857 nt
Organism: Darwinula stevensoni
Lineage: Eukaryota; Metazoa; Arthropoda; Ostracoda; Podocopida; Darwinulidae
Source: the annotation of a GenBank genome assembly